UCGUGAGGACAGAAGAAUGACAGCCGGCAGGGCAUCGGCAUCGGGUGUUCGACGAGUGUGUGCGCAAUUGUGAUGAUCCCUUUGUCUGCUGUGCGAUCGUAGAGGGCUCCGACUUGAGCGUAGAACUGUUGUAGCUCGAACUCUCAUCUCAAAUCGGUUCUGUGCCGACCAUCGCAGUGGGCCGUAGUGUGCUGCUGUCAAACAGUCUUCUCAACGUGGCCGGUGAAAAGAAGUAUUGAAACAACAUGAUGUAUAUCGACGAUAACGUAGAGUUCGACAUCGUCGAGUGCACCAGCCGCUUUACGCUCAACUCUGCCGGCCGUUCGCCAACCAGCCGUCGGACGGAGCAGCGCCAGCGCAGCGUGCUGCGCCGUCAGCGCACCAACCCACUCCGGAUGGUCAACGAUGACGGUAAACUGCUGUCCUCUCCCUCCAAGGAACUGUUGCCCGGUGAGGAGCUGUCGUUCUAUCAGAGCCACAGCCCCCAGCAAAGUCCUCGGCCAUGCAGCCCUUGCACCCUGUGCCCGGAGGACGCGAUGAUGGGCGGCGAGCUGCUGCCGUCGGAGAGCAACACACCGAACAAGCACCAUCUGCCGAUCCCCACCAUCGUUGGUGAUGCUGGCCAGGGCCAGAGUGUUGCAGUGAGUGCGGCGGCGACUCUAGCCUACCAGCGUCUUCGGCGACCGCUGGCCGAUGAUCACGACACCAACUCGAUGGACUCGGGCUACGAUGGGGCCAGUGCUCGGAACGAGAUCCUUGGCUCGCAGAGUGAUGCCAGCACCUGCUCCUCCGGCACUGGGCUAAUGAGAAGCGGGUCGGUGUACCGAUCGACCUCCUCCACGAUCAUGUCCCGCCACAGUUCCUCCUCCUCGCCGUCGUCACGCCGCCUCCUGAUAAGUAGCCUCUCCUCCGGCUCCAUGGAAUCGAUGGACGAUCUCGAGCUGUUCGAUAUGGAGACGAUGCAGGACGAGGAGCAGCUUCCCAGUGGGCUGAACACGCUGAUCAGCGGUACUAUCAAGACGACCCGGUCGUCGACCACGCCCGAAACGAAGCGUCCGUAUGUGCGGCGCUGCCUGAGCCUCACCGAAAACACCAACAAAAUGAACGUGCAGCCGUGCAACGUUAUUGCGGGAGCGCCGGGAUCGGUGAUAAAAACACCGGAACGAUUCGUGCGGCGGCUGGUGGCGAUCGAAGACCAGGAGAAUUGUCAUCUGACGCCGUACUCGGCGCGCAUCACCGAUGCCGCCCGCUGCUUCAAGCGCCCAGAGCCGCCCGGCAUCAGCCCGGUGCAGAGCAAACGGUGUAAGAUGAUCGAAAGCUCACCGACGAAGGCCCUCGUGCCCUCGUCCCUUGACAGCCCAUCGCGCACCACGGUACUGAAAACCAUCUACCAGAAGUCGAUCUCGAUGAACGAUGAGCAGAUCAUGAACGCCCUGUCGCGAUCCACUUCGGAACCGGACCUGAUUGGUGAUUUUUCCAAAUCCUACAUCCUGCCCUUGAUGGAUGGCCAGCACCGGGACCUGAAGUCCAUUUCCGGCGAAACGAUGGCCCGGCUGCUACGGGGCGAGUUUCAGCAGAAGGUGGCAAGCUACAAAAUCAUCGACUGCCGGUACCCGUACGAGUUCGACGGUGGCCACAUACGUGGGGCGAAAAAUCUCUACACCCACGAGCAGAUAAUCGACGAGCUCAUCAAAAGCAAAACGGAGCAACCGACGGUCGAGGAGCCAUCGGAGCAAAACGGCGCGCAGGACAGCAGUGUCACGCGGCGCAACAUAAUCGUUUUCCACUGCGAGUUCUCCUCCGAGCGUGGUCCCAAACUGUCACGCUUUCUGCGUAAUCACGAUCGCAUCCUGAACUCAGACAGCUAUCCCGCGCUCCAUUAUCCCGAGGUCUAUCUGCUGCACGGAGGUUACAAGGAGUUCUUCAAAGCGCACUCCUCGCUCUGCGACCCGAUCGCUUACCGGCCUAUGCUGGAUCCCGAUUUUGGCGAUGCGUAUCGCCAUUUCCGCGCAAAGUCCCGCAGCUGGAACGGAGACGGUGCGACCACUGUGAAAGCCACGAAAACACGGUCACGGCUCAUGCUCUGAACAGCCUACUGACCGAUUGCGACCGACAACCUCUUGGAAUAUGUCCCCGUUAUUGCGAAUAGUGGCUGCACAGGGCUUGUUUGUGGUUGUGGUGUGGUUUUGUUAUCAUAUUUUUACACACCUAUAUACUUCAUAUUUUCAUUUAUCAUACAUAAAACCACGUAACUCAGCGAUGCCUGCAGGCAAAACAAGGGCCAGUUCAGUCAGUGUACAACGACGAAGGAUUUAAAUCAGUGAUUGGUGGAAGAUAAAUUGAAAUUUAAAUAGUGUAGCCCUGUCUCGCACUCAUAAUCUGAAGCAAUAGUAUAUUUAACAACACACUAACAGCACCUUGAAAUUUGAAUUUUCUUUUUGCGCUGUUCUCCCUUAUGAGAGUCACUGUGCGCGUUUGGUUUCUUCCUAUAUGGACGCUUUUCGCUUUAGUUUAAUUUCUGUUGUUAUGAAUUUAUGGUUUUAUAUCUGUGAUUUAGUAUUUGCGUUUCAGUUUUGGGUUCUUUCUAUUUCAUUCACUUUUUUUUUUACUAAACCCUAAACACAGUCGAAAACGCGUGCAGCAUUGAUAGGAAGCGGGCGGACAAAAGAUAAGCGCUAACCAUUGAUGCAGGCAGGAGGCAUUGGUGUAGUGGAGAUAAGGUGGUAGAAAACAUCAUUUGAACGUUCGGCCAGAUAUUUAGAGCAGAACUCUUUCGCUACAACUACCAGCGUUCCACAGCAACUUUGUGUGAUUUUGUGAUGAAUUUUUCUGAGGGGAGAAUAGAAAAGACUAUUCGGAAUUAUACCGCACACACAGUUUACCGUCAACACAAUUACAGCUUUGCAAUAGGAAUUGUCCCGCGCUAUUGAGAGGGGCAUUCUUAGAAACAAAAGAAGCGGAGUGAACUGCCAAGCGCGUGAGAGACAAGUGCAAAUUAGAUAGAAAUUUAGUAUCGUAAGAUUGUUAGUCAUAGGACAACAGAGAACCCUGAUAGCAAAAUAUCGAACAACACUCCAUUGCUGCUCGAUUGCCGGCCUUGCUUUCGGAGGUAAUUUUUAAAAAUUACGCACUGUCCAAGACACGUGCCAGAUCCGCGCGGUAUUUCGUUCGCCAUAAGGUCGACCCAUUGGAAGGCGUUUGUGAAAUGAGGGUAUAGGAAAUGCAGCACGGGCGCGAUUUACUUGGAGACUGCGACAGCAUAGAAAGUGGCGAGCGCUUGGUUCGUGUGCCUAAGAACAGAGGACUCAAGUUGGCAUUGUUACGAUAGCAAAUAUUUGCCAUCUUACGGUGCGCCGUUUCAGGAAGAGUGCAACAUUUUAGAUCGAUAAAUAUUAUAACCAAAUUAAAACCUUCACUGAACUAUGCAAUCAAAACAUUGCGGUAUAAUGUGAAAUGUGCAAGCAACGACGAUAGCAAAAUACCCUUAUUAGAGUGUAAGUUAAGAUAUAAUCAAAUUUCUCAUGCCCGGACGGAUGAAUGCAUGAAAUGAAUUGGAUAAAUGAGAAGGGCACAGUUUGACGUGAAGAACUUUGAACAAUUAGCUGCAUGAAGCAUCAACUGAACUAGCAACUACUCUGCGAAAAUGUCCGAUACAGUGAAAUAUUGCUUCUGGUCAGUCUUCACGUGCACCAGUUUUUCUUCUGUAUACAAUCGCGGGUCAACAGAAAUACGGCGAUUAUAUAUUGCACUAUAGUAUAAGUGAAGAAUGAAUAUAAAUAUUUGACUAUUCGUAGAGGCCAGUGGUAUGGAAAUAUUGAUCGUUUAAUAAAAUAUUUAUCAAUAUUCGCUAACAAGC
Anopheles bellator is the source of this 3856-nucleotide messenger RNA. RefSeq names its product M-phase inducer phosphatase-like. Gene Ontology annotation, cellular component: nucleus; cytoplasm. Lineage: Eukaryota; Metazoa; Arthropoda; Insecta; Diptera; Culicidae. The record is from RefSeq and is a predicted model, not a curated record. The transcript is spliced from 4 exons. Gene Ontology annotation, molecular function: protein tyrosine phosphatase activity. Gene Ontology annotation, biological process: positive regulation of G2/M transition of mitotic cell cycle; positive regulation of G2/MI transition of meiotic cell cycle; G2/M transition of mitotic cell cycle. Bases 246 to 2087 code for a protein of 613 amino acids.